GAGAAUGAUUACAGAUGUCCUUACCUUACCUGUUCUCGAGAGCGCGCAAAUGCGGUGCGCGUGAACGCGCAAUAGCAGUCUCCUAUCUCGUGCGCGCGCUUAAAGCAGACCCCGGUUCAAACAGAACGCACCAUCAUCAUCCUCAUCCUCAUCAUCUUCAUCACCACUAAACCUGCCAGCAUGUUUCUUCUCCACUGUGUCGUGUCUUUAGUUCUGUUGCUGUUGGCUGAGAGUGGAGUGGGCCCGAGUGAUUCCCCAGGCAGUUACUGUACCGAGUCUAAGGAGUGUCUGCAGUUUGAGUUGGUGUGCCAGACGGAGGAGUAUGAAGUACGACACUAUUCUCCCACUUGGUGGGUGUCGACUGACGCUGAAGCUUAUCUCAUGGGCGUUGGAGCAGCCAUGGCCUUCAGACGCCUCUACCAAUACAUCACCGGUACCAACCAAGCAGGUAUUCAAAUGGAGAUGACCGCUCCGGUUCUAGUUGAAGUACCAGAAGAGACUCACACAUGGGAGCCGGCGCUCUACACACUGAGCUUCCUGCUCCCUUCAGUCUUCCAACGUGAUCGUCCUCCUGCCCCGAUUAAUGACAAGGUGUACUUUACAGAGAUGCCUGAGAUGGAUGUGUAUGUGAGGAGUUAUGGUGGUUGGAUGCUCUCAGUCUCGUCUCGACUCCACACACACCUGCUGACCAAAGAGCUACAGAGAGUUAACGCUAACUACAACCACACACACCACUACGCUGUGGGCUACGACAGUCCUCUGAAACUCUUACACAGACAUAAUGAGGUGUGGUAUGUGGUGAACGGUGAGCCAGUGUGCGACGGAAUGAUGUAUAAACCCAUUCAGAACACCACUGCUACCACUGCUAAUACUGCUAAUACUGCUACUGCUACCACUGCUGCUUCUCCUGCUACCACUGACCCUACUGCCACUGAAUAACCAGGAGGCACCAGUGGACUUCUGAGAUUUCUCGUAAGCAGACUCGGUUAUCAGCACCAUCCCAAUAUUCUCACAAGAAUCUUUUCUCCAGUUAACAGGAUGAAAAAGUCUUCAGCUUCAGCUCAGUGUCUUGAUUAGCCUUUAGAAUAAUGUGUUAAUUCCAUGCACUCUUAGUGAAAAGGGUUCCUCAUGGGUUCUUAGGGUGCUUAAGACAGUUUUACUUCAAACCCUUUGCGAAAUGGAAGUCUGUGUUGGGUUCUACUGUUUAGGAUCCUCACAGUGGUGCAAAACAACAAACCCUUCAGGAUUCCAGAUGAAGCUUUCUUUUUAAUAGUGUAAAAUGUAUUCAUGUUUCCAUGUUGAGACCUCGAGUUUAUGAGGUUGUGUUUGUUUUAAUUUGCUGUAUGUUUACGCAUCAAUGUCACGACUUUCGCUGCUUCAGGAAUCAGGAUUGAUGUGAUCACAUACAGACCACGUGAUCAGUUCAGAAGGUGUAGAGAUGUUUCCAUCUGAUGUAGUUGUGAUGUAAUACCAGAGCUCUCCAUGCUGCAAUCACUAAUAAAACAAUAUCUCAUCUGCUAA
Molecule: messenger RNA, 1521 nt
Organism: Ictalurus punctatus (channel catfish)
Lineage: Eukaryota; Metazoa; Chordata; Actinopteri; Siluriformes; Ictaluridae
Gene: soul5l
Product: heme-binding protein soul5, like
Exons: 8
Coding region: 181-939 (252 amino acids)
Cellular component (GO): cytoplasm
Source: RefSeq, a predicted model, not a curated record